Molecule: messenger RNA, 534 nt
Organism: Alternaria ethzedia
Lineage: Eukaryota; Fungi; Ascomycota; Dothideomycetes; Pleosporales; Pleosporaceae
Exons: 1
Coding region: 1-534 (177 amino acids)
Source: RefSeq, a predicted model, not a curated record
AUGAUCGCCGCUCAACUGUCACGACGACCAGAUGUCCAAACGUCCUUGCGCUCAUCAAUAAACCAGGGGCCUGAAACUCCAACUGAGGAUCUAGCAGCAAAGGUACUUGACCGUGUCAAGAUUAUGCGUGUGUUCGAUUUCGUGGGUGUGAGAGAGGCCAUGGUUGAGAUCCGGGAUGGGAUCGAAAAGAAGAAGGAUGCUGAACGUGCUUCAAGUACUGAAGAGAAGAAAGCGAAUUUACCCAAUGAGGAGCCUGCACGGGAGGAGCCGCCCGUCGAGAAGGAGCCAGUGAAGCGAACUUAUGUUGCAGACAGCGAAGACGAAGAAGACGACGAGGAAAUGUUAUUCGAUUCAGAUGUUACCGACACAGCAGCGCAGCCUGUACAGAAUCCAGAGCCAACCCGGAUCGAGUCUGCAGAAGACACAAAUGCAAAGGUUGUAUCGGGACCCAUCAAGAUCGUUCUGAUCGACAACCUCGCUCAAGUCCUCAACCCUUUGUUAAAGAAAGACUAUAUACAAGGUAUUUAUCAUUAG